Molecule: messenger RNA, 2268 nt
Organism: Esox lucius (northern pike)
Lineage: Eukaryota; Metazoa; Chordata; Actinopteri; Esociformes; Esocidae
Gene: tprg1
Product: tumor protein p63 regulated 1
Exons: 6
Coding region: 165-1070 (301 amino acids)
Cellular component (GO): cytoplasm
Source: RefSeq, a predicted model, not a curated record
UUUCCGUGAUGAGUGCCCGCGCCCUGGCCCGCCCAUUAAAAUUAGACACGGAACAAGGAAACGAAAAUCUUUGAGCUGUGCAUCUUUCACUCACACCGUAGUCCUUUUGCUUUCUUCUGGCAAUAACACUUCCCGGAUAUAUCACAUACAAACCGGACACAGCCAUGUCUGAUGGGGAAGCAGUGACAUUCAAGGCCGUAGAACUGGACCAUCCAGAACUAGGACCAGAGGCCCAGGCAUCCCCUCAGGUGGAUCCGCCACAGACCUCCGCACUGCCCCAGCCCCAGAACUGGACAGACUCCCGGGCCCUGGAGGGAGGUCCUCCAGGGCAGCAACCAGAGGACAAGGCUCCUGCCACUGUCGUAGCACCUGGGUCUGGCGCUGAGGUGGCAGCCGGCCAGUGGAGCUCUGCAAUGGAUCAGUUCAAACUCAAGAGGUUCUUUGUUCUGAGGCCCGGUACUCUGAACCAAGCCCUGCAAGACAUUCACGCUCUGGUCGACCCGAAGGAGGAUGGCCCCGUCCAGAGCGCCUGGCUGAUGGCUGAGGUGGACCACUGGAACAAUGAGCGAGAGCGCGUGGUCCUCAUCACAGAGAACUCCCUGUUGCUGUGUAAGUAUGACUUCGUCAUGCUCAACUGUGAACAGAUUCAGAGGAUCCCGCUCAACUUCAUAGACCGCAUCUCCUACGGCAACUUCAUCUUUCCUCAGCGCUCUCUCCUCAAGAGAGAAGAAGACGGUGUGCGUGUGUUCUGGGACAGGCUGAGGGAACCGUCGUUCGCGACUCGGUGGAACCCGUUUGCUACAGACUACCCCUUCAGCACCUUCACCUACCACCCUGUCAGGAAUACUGAUGAAAAGUUUACUGCCCUCUGUGAGAUCCAGACCUUCAGGGAGAAGCUGACAGAGGCAGCCCAGAAGGCACACCUAAGGAAGCCCAUCCCUGGGAAGGCCAACGGGGUCUUGGUCCUUAACCAGCCCUUACUCAUUGAGGCUUAUGUCGGUCUCAUGUCCUUUAUUGGGAACCAGAACAAGCUGGGCUACUCCCUCGCUCGGGGAAACAUAGGGUUUUAAACAGCACUUUUGCUAAACACUUCAGAAGUAUGCAGCUACUUGAUUACUUAAUCAUCGUUCAGAGUUGUUUCCAAGUUAUAUAUGAAGACAUAUUGUAUAUCAGAUUGAAGUUUUGGCUAGAAUUUUUUUUAAUGCGUAUUUCUGGUCGAUUUGUUUCUGUUCUCAGCUGCUUUGUUUACAUUUGUUUUAACUAUUUACUGUUUUGAAUUAAAUUGGUAUAUUUAUAUUUACGUUGCACUGUGAGAUUUUCAUCCAAAUCUCGAAUGUCUUUUAUAGUUCAAUAUAACAGUAUUUGUGGAUUUUAUUGUGUAUAUUUCUUGGGGGGAAAAGUGCCUAAGUGUCCUUAAGGCCAGGAUAAGAGUUAACUGGUGAGAGACGAUACCCUCAUAGCUGUGUUUGACACCAUGUUAAAUUGUGUAAGUUCAGAACGUGUUGUGUAAAGACAGUAUAGAAUUGUACAGAACUAUUAGGCUAGUAAUAUGACUGCGUAACCUGUGAUACUGUCGAAGAUUUUCCAAACACCUAGGUCUGUUUGUGGAUUAGACAGAUCUGGACCACUUCCACAUUGGACGCCAACCUUUGAAGGCACCCGCUAUGCAGAUCACAGCAAAAGCGUAUCUGAUUAAACUGGCCUCUAAAAGUGUAAAGUUGAGUAUAGUUUUCUGCUGUUGUGAAUACCUAAAGGACGAAAGGAGAAUGUACUGUCAUUUCAUACCGUUUCAUACACCAUGCCAAGUGGUUUUCCGACUGUCAUCCAGCUGAUAAAGUUUAUACAGUACCCAUCCGUGACUCCCUCGUGCUGCUCUGAUUCACCAUUCUCUUCCCUGAUUAAGUAUUCACAGAGUAAAAACAGACAAAGAUCCACAUUUCACCAGCUCCUUUCACUGGAUGUUUGAUCCUCCCAUAGGGAGCUGUACAUUGGCUUCCUUCGAGAUGCUAUAAUAACUCACCACUGUUUGCAAUUCACAGUUGUCUCUCCACGUCCCUUUUUAGUGUGUCCCAAAUUCGACACCCUAUUUCUACGUAGUUCAAUAACUUUCACCAGGGCCAUAGGGGCCCUAGUGCACUACACAGGGGAAUAGGGUACAGAUUUGGGACGCAGGAGAGAUGAUCCCUGCGUCAUGCUUUGUCUUACAGUUUCGAUGGUGCAUGAGGGUUUGUUUUGGCAGCGCUGUUUAAGGGUUUAUAGGGUAUUAUU